Molecule: messenger RNA, 1017 nt
Organism: Colletotrichum orchidophilum
Lineage: Eukaryota; Fungi; Ascomycota; Sordariomycetes; Glomerellales; Glomerellaceae
Product: RNase P subunit p30
Exons: 1
Coding region: 1-1017 (338 amino acids)
Biological process (GO): tRNA processing
Cellular component (GO): nucleolar ribonuclease P complex
Molecular function (GO): RNA binding
Source: RefSeq, a predicted model, not a curated record
AUGCUCUACGACCUCAACAUCCCGUGGUCCCCAACCACGCCCUCGGCCGAACUCUCACGCACAAUCUCCUUCGCCUCCUCCCUAGGCUACACAGUCCUCGCCCUCAACCACACAAUAACGCCCCCAAUCCCGUCGCAAAUCACAAACCCGCUACCAAAGCUCCCCCAAUCAAUACCCGAAACACCAUCACAACCACAACAACAGCAACAACAACAAAAACAACAUCCGACAAUCCUUCACCGCGCCACGGUCAUCCUCUCAGAUCCCUCCCAGAACUACCGCCUCCCGACCCUGGCCCUCGCCUACGACCUCCUUGCCGUCCGCCCCACAACCGAAAAGGCCUUUCAGGCAGCCUGCCUCUCCAUGUCUGAGCCCUCCCUCAUCUCCCUCGACCUGACGCAGCACUUUCCCUUUCACUUCCGCCCGAAGCCCCUCAUGGCCGCCGUCUCCCGCGGCGUCAAAUUCGAGGUGUGCUACUCCCAGAUCCUCACCUCCUCUGCCGCUGCUGGUAGCGAUUUCGGACCGCCGCCCGACGUGAGGGCGCGCGCGACCUUCAUCUCCAACUUUGCCUCGCUCGUCCGCGCGACAAAGGGGAGAGGGAUCGUCGUCAGCAGCGAGGCGCGCGGCGCGCUGGGUCUGAGGGCGCCCAACGACGUUGUGAACCUGCUCGCCGUAUGGGGUCUUGGCAGCGAGAAGGGCACCGAGGCGUUGGGGGUCAACCCGCGCGGCGUCGUCAUCAACGAGGGCAUCAAGAGGAGCGGAUUUCGGGGCGUCGUGAACGUGCUCGAGGUCGGUGGGCGGGCGGAUGAUGCGAGGAAUCAGCAGCACCAGCAGGGGAAGAGGGAUGGAAAACAGGGCAAGGCUUCGAAGCAAGGCGGUGGUGGUGGCGACAAGGGCAAUGCGCAAAAGCGCAAGACGCCUGAUGAGGCGGGCGAUGGCGCGCAGCCUACGAUCAGCAAGAGGCAAGCCAAAAAGUUGAGAAUGGCGCUGAAGGAAAAGGAAAAUGAGGUCUCGUAG